Mizuhopecten yessoensis (Yesso scallop) is the source of this 1297-nucleotide messenger RNA. RefSeq lists its product as uncharacterized. The record is from RefSeq and is a predicted model, not a curated record. The annotation marks the transcript as partial. NCBI's taxonomy places the organism in Eukaryota, Metazoa, Mollusca, Bivalvia, Pectinida, Pectinidae. The transcript has 8 exons.
AUGGAGCGUGUACUUUCCCGACCGAGAUAGACGGUGAGUGGUAUAGCGCACACAAAGGGAUACUGACCUUCAACUCCACCACAAUGGCCGGCUACCCCAUCGCCAUGUCAGCUCUAGUUCCCUCCCUUGAUUUUACGUGUGAGGAACAAAGUGGUUUUAAAUACUUACUCAGAGCCACGGAGACAGCGUUUAUAUUUGGAAACAACUUUCGAGGCUUCCUGUGUAUAGAUCUACGCCGAGUAUCACAGUACAAGUACUAUUACUACAUGGGCACAAAAAUAAGUUCCACCAACAAUGACAACAUCUACGCCCGAGUAGACGGGGUAACUGUGGCUAUGGCUGAUGCUUGUAACGAACCAGAGCCUUAUCAUGAUGGAGCCUUCAUCACACUCAUCAAAAACGGUUCCGUCGAAUCUGGCCACGCACAGGCCACUUGCCCAGAACAACUCCUGGCUAAGUACGACAAUGUUACUGUAUCAAAUGCGGCAGAAAGUACACCGUGCACCGGAAGUACAGUUGACGCAUGCUCUGACACGACAAUUCUAAACCACACGUAUGCCUCGUGUACAUCAGGUCUUAUAUUCUCAAGCGGAGGCUCCUUGACAUGUCUACAUUCUGUCGUCAGUGACAACUUCACGUAUCUGUCCGUGUGGAACAAUGACGUCACGGUAGACGGCUCCACGACAUACCGAUUCAGCUGUUUUGUGAUCUCCCAGACUGGAGAAGUGACGUAUGCUACAGAAGUGCCUAACUAUUGUACAGACUCCACCCAGACCUCCACAUCUGUCACCAGUCCAGGGAUCGUCCAUGUCUACUCCUCUAGAACAGAAACCUGUGUUGCAACCUCGGCCCUGCCUGACUAUAUGACGUACAUUAUAAUCAUCGUAGUUGGUUUUGUCGCACUCGUAGUACUUAUCAUUGUCAUGGUAAUAUGCAUCAAGAAUCGAAAGAAACUGAAAGAUUGUUGCAGGAGACGUUGCCGAAAUAAGAAAGAGAAAAGGAAAAGUUCUGGUACAAGUUGUCACUCCCGGAGAGGUCUGACGCCGUUAGAUGCCAAGCGCAGAGAGUGGCGUAUAAAUAAAAUCAGUUUGAACAUGAUACAGCCGGUGGGCAAAGUAGAGCUACUUUAUCAUACACGUCCUUCUAUUAAAAAUAAUAACUCUAGACGGUCCUCGUUGAGCAGUAUUGCUAGUUUUGGGAGCAUGUUCAGUCUGAACUUCAAGUCGUGAGCGUGUCUGUGACUAUGAUAUGUAUCUGACACUGGUGCUAUAGGAUAAACCAUUGUAUAUACAAUGUA